AUGUCGUAAAACGCAUUAAAUUUAUAGAUUCUGUGUAUAUAUUUAAAUGUCAGGUGCGCAUAUAUUAUUUCCCUAGUCCGCGUCCAAAUCGCUGCAAGGAUUACAACAAAAUGUUAAGUAAGAUUCAGUGAACUUCUUUCGGGGGUGGUGCUGUUGAGGGAUGUUACGAGCGAACAUCACCAUCAAAGUGGAAGUGAAUCACAAUUCAAAGUGUCACAAAUAGUAGCGUAAAACAGCUUAAAAAUGUACCAAAGCGCUUGCAAUGCCGCCACCACGGGCGCGUGUGUGCCUGGAACGGGCAAUCAGUAUGAUAAAGAAAGGCAGGCAGCCCUUAUCGCCCAACAACCACCCACCGCACCCGUGGAGCCCGAUUAUAGUGGCUUCGAUAUCGUUAAGGCUACACAGUAUGGCGCCAUAGCGCGUGUACGCGAGCUGGUCGAGUCUGGCUGGGAUGUGAAUCAGCCGGACAGUGAGACGGUCACACUGCUGCAUUGGGCGGCUAUCAACAACAGGCGCGACAUUAUACGCUACUUUCUGGAGAAGGGUGCUACAGUUGACGCUGUUGGUGGCGAGCUAAAUGCCACGCCGCUGCAUUGGGCAACACGACAAGGUCAUCUGGGCGCUGUAGUGCUGCUGAUGGGUGCCGGUGCCGAUCCCCGCAUUCGGGAUGCUGAGGGCUGCUCCUGCAUACACAUAGCUGCGCAAUUCGCGCACACGGCUUUAGUGGCUUAUUUCAUAGCCAAGGGUGUCGAUCCAGACUUACAGGAUCGCGGAGGAAUGACGGCGCUUAUGUGGGCAGCAUGGAAGGUAUGCGCGUUGGAUCCUGUUCGUCUGCUGCUCACACUGGGCGCUAAUCCCGCCAUGGUAGAUUAUACGCACGGCAACACUGCGCUUCAUUGGGCCAUUUUGGCGCGCAACUCCACCGCUAUAUCCACACUGGUGCUUAAGUCGAAGGCCUCUCUUGAUGUGCCCAAUUUGCGUGGCGAAACACCGCUCUCUAUGAUGGAGGCCCAGACUGGUGCUAUUUGGAUCGGUGCUAAGGUCAUGGAUCGGGUUAGGGAGGCAGCCCUAACGUCCCAGCAACGGCGCUCACUCGUCUCCAAACUGCGUCACGACAAACGCUUGCGCUGGUGGUCAAUGGUAGCCUGCCCAUUUACCGCAUUUUAUCUGGCCGGAAUUGUCUUCACAAUUAACACCCUCUACAUCAUCAAGUUUUUCCUGCUUGGCUGUCUGUAUGCAGUUUUUCACACCAUUGGAAAAAUGUUAUUUGACGAGCAUUUGAUGGCCUUGUUGCCGUUGAGUGUCUAUUUGGCUACCAAGGCCUGGUUCUAUGUUACCUGGCUGCUCUACAUUGACGAGGCUGUCUCAAUGACAGCCACAGUGUGCUUCCUGAUCUGUUCUCUGGCACUUUGGGUGUGCUUUGUCAAAUCGUGGAAAGGCGAUCCUGGCAUCAUUCGGCCCACAAGGGAGCAGCGAUUUAAGACUAUCAUAGAAUUGUCUGAACGUGGGGGCAUUGGCUUUGAGCCAGCCUCCUUUUGCUCGGGCUGCCUAGUGCGACGACCUCUUCGCUCCAAACACUGCUCCGUGUGCGAUCGUUGUGUGGCACGCUUUGAUCACCAUUGUCCCUGGGUAGGAAACUGCAUUGGUCUCAAAAAUCACAGCUACUUUAUGGGCUUUCUGUGGAUGCUGCUCAUUAUGUGCGCCUGGAUGUUGUACGGCGGCUCCAAAUAUUAUGUCAACCAGUGUAAUGUGCACUUCGAUGAUUUCAUUUCGGCCAUGCGUGCCAUUGGCAACUGCAAUGCCUGGGUCGGUUGGGUUAUGGGUAACGCCUUGCUACACAUGUCCUGGGUUAUCCUGCUGACCAUCUGUCAAACCUAUCAAGUGGUUUGCCUGGGCAUGACCACCAACGAGCGUAUGAAUCGCGGAAGGUAUCGCCAUUUCCAGGCCAAAGGCGGCCACAGUCCCUUUACACGCGGUCCUCUGUUAAAUCUGGUCGAUUUCUUCGAGUGCAACUGCUUUGGCCUGCUUGAACCGAAGCGCGUCGAUUGGAUGAACUACUAUGAAUAUGAUGUGCAGGUGCAUCAGACUAUCGAAAAGGAGCCGCUGCUGCAUGCCGACUGCCCCGAUGGAAUGGCAGGUGAUCAUCAAUACGUGUAGGACAAGUCUUAUCGGGAUGCGAAGACGCUUCGAACGCCCAUAGCGCACGUUUAACGUUUAUCGUGUGUGAGAAAAAUGCUUUAGAUGAUGAUGCGCCGUAUUAGCUUUCAAUCCACGUAUUAUAAUUUUUAAUUGUAAUUGGCAUGCGCUGCAAACUCAGUUUAAAUGUUCAGUUGCCUAUCUGUUGUAGAAUCUGUGAGUAGUAAUAACACCAGAGAACAACAACUUAGAACGAGAGCGUCGUCGCUGACCGAUAUCGGAUCGAGUGGGUACAAAUACGUACCACCCAUAUACAUAUAUAGACAUAUGAGUGUAUCAAUGCACAAUACAUUUACGUAUGCAUUACUGUAAUUAAAACUGUACAUUUUUUGAAUAUUUCGUAAAUCCUUCUUGGUCAUAAGUUGACAGUUUUUUCCGCUUUAAACUUAAAAGUAAUUAUAAUACCAAACAAAUUACGUAAACACCGAACAAACUGUUUGAAUAAAUAAUUGCACGAGAAUGAAAAAAACAGAACAAAAACAGCGAAGAAAAAAACCAAGUGAAAUUGUGCAAUAGGGAAUACAUUAUGCACACAAUACAAAAAUUUCAGGUGUUAAGCGCACAGAAGUGAAUCGAUACUUAAAUGCGUGUUUGAAAAUUGAAAAAUUUCAAUUACAAAUUGCUUAAAUAUAUAUUUUAAGACCGAUGCGGAGCAGCAAUACGAACACUUAAAUAUGGCAACAUAACAUUACCACAGAAACGAAAUGUUUUCAUACUUUAAAAAGCUAAUUUUAACAAAUAUAUAUACAUAGAUAUGAAUAUACAUGCCGAUUCAGUGCGCACUAGUCUAGUCAGCAAUCAUUUAAGUAAAACGUUAUAGUGCAACAAAAAAGUCGUUAAUUAAACAAUAUACAUACAAAUACAUAUAUAUACCAACAUACAUAUGUAGUUAUUGUAAUUAUGAGAAUACUUAUCAACUAUUUCCAAUUGCCAACAAACAAAAGGCAGCCUGCGAACAACACGAAGCUAAGAGAAAUCGUUUGUAAUUGUAACACGUUACUUAAAUGCAUUUAACUUUAAACCACAAUAAAUACAAUUACUACAAUUUCAACUAACAAAAACCAAAACCGAACUCAACUCAACAACUUUUCGAUGUAUUUUUAUAUAGUUUAGAUUAUACAAAUACAAAUAGACACGUAUAACCUCUGUGUAAAAUGCUUUUGUUGCAAACUGUUCGGAAUGUGCGAUUUGCUACGAGUUAUUUGCUUACUUUUUAAAAAUAUUUUUUUGCACCAAUGUAUUGUUACUUGAUAUCAAGCUUCUAUAAGACUAUAAGAAAAUCGACAGAAAGGCAAUUAAAGUGGCCUAAAAAUUCAUUGCUAAAUCCCUAUUUUAGCGACUAAGUUGAAGACAAACAAAUUACUUAUGUAUGUAUUAAUUAGUAUGUAUGUAAAGAGAAUGAAUUUUGAUGGUGUAUGUAUUGUGCGUUAAAAUUACCAAAUAAUAAAAAGAGAACUUUAUUCCGAAUUAAAAAAAUAA
Messenger RNA from Scaptodrosophila lebanonensis, 3675 nucleotides. RefSeq names its product palmitoyltransferase Hip14 (gene Hip14). Gene Ontology annotation, biological process: protein palmitoylation. The coding region runs from base 244 to 2157 and encodes 637 amino acids. The transcript has 4 exons. The record is from RefSeq and is a predicted model, not a curated record. Gene Ontology annotation, cellular component: Golgi membrane. Lineage: Eukaryota; Metazoa; Arthropoda; Insecta; Diptera; Drosophilidae. Gene Ontology annotation, molecular function: protein binding; palmitoyltransferase activity.